Messenger RNA from Phytophthora sojae, 444 nucleotides. RefSeq lists its product as hypothetical. The annotation marks the transcript as partial. The record is from RefSeq and is a predicted model, not a curated record. NCBI's taxonomy places the organism in Eukaryota, Oomycota, Peronosporomycetes, Peronosporales, Peronosporaceae. The transcript is spliced from 3 exons.
UGCUUAUGCGGGUGGUCUACCGUGAUGACCCGUGACCAGCGUAGUCCUUGUCCAUGCCAUCACGCGCUCGUCAUCAUGCUUGUCAGCCAGCGCGCAUGGGUCAUGUUGCCACCGCCGUGGGUCAUGGUGGCGAACGGAUUGGGGCCUGCAGCUCCUGCAGCAUGUCACGUGCCCGCGUCUUGCUGCAACAGCACGAUGUCUGAGCCGAAGGUGGGCCCCAGAGGCGCUGCGGCUGCCGCGCAUGGCUGGGAGGGAGGGGGUCUACGCAGAGCGUUCGUGAGCGUGCUGGUCCUAAGAUUGUGUCAGGCCAUCGUCCAAAUCCACGCCGUCGCCACUACCUCUUGCUCUGUGCGCGUGUGUCCUGCUCCCAGUGUGCCAACCGACCUGGCCGCAUCCGACGGUGGUCCUGGGGGAGGCGUGCCGAAUGCGUGAGGUGACGGCAGG